AUGCCGACCAAAUCUUCCACUCUGCGAGAUGACCAGACGCGCGAGAUACUUUCUGUUCUAUCGGCGCCAAGCGUUCCUGGACUUCAAAAAAUUUGUACCCAGCUCAAGACCCAUCCACAAAACUUUGGCAGCCACAUAACACGACUGGAAUCUACGUUGUUAUCCUUAAUCAACUGCAAGGAAAUGACCUGUCCCCGGCAAAACUCGGUGCACCACCACUUCCCUCCAUCUGCUAGUGUAAACGACAAACUACUUUGUAGUGCAUCGGCUUGUUUUGCUAUGUUGCCGUUGGUAGGCAACCCACUACGCAUUCCGGACCGUUUUAUUGAUUUUCAAAUGCGUGUGCUCUGUUGUCUUUGUAAAUCCCUUCGAACGUUGUUAGACCUCCACGGAAUAUCCUCCCCAAGCCUCCAAUCAGUUAACAAUUAUCUCGACUCAAAAGUGGAACUGUUUACCUCUCUAAAGCCAGUGUCUAGGGACGGUAUUCCGCCACCAGAACACAUGAAGCUGCUAUUUGCGAGAGUAGAUUUUUUCGUCGGAUGUUUGAGAUCUCUCUUCGAGUCGGAUUUAAACGUCGAAUGCCAAUUCUGUCUCCCGCUUUUUGUUGCUUUUUUCAAUGGCUUACUCAGCAUCGAACAAAUCAGUGGUAAACUCACUACAUGCGAUCUGCUGCUACGUAGCAGCCGAUUGCUGAACUGCUUGGCGGCAUUCAUUCGGUUGGUUGGUGCAAAGCUUGUCCCUGCUUCAUCGUCUUUGCUUACAGUGCUUACCUACCAACUGGAAUGGACCGCUGUUUGGAAUGAUAGGCCUUUGUUGAACGAGGAUAUUGUGCGACAUCGUUUGGCAUCCUUGCAUUGCUUGCAGGAGACUAUAAAUUCAGUAAGGAGUUUUCAUAGUCAUCGUCUAAUUCGUCUGUUACCACGGAUUUUGACGCAGCUAAUCCAUGAUAUUUCAUGGGCAGGUGAUCUUCACUCAACUACCAACGCUUCAGAUGACGGGGAUCGGAAUCCGUCGGUUUUACUGGAAGAUAUUCAGUACAGAAAGAUUCUCCCACUAGGCUUCAAGCGUCGGCUGUUAGCUGCAAGCUUUGAACUUAUAGAACUCAUAUUCUCAGAUGCUGCUGUUAAUUCUACUUUCGGGCUUGCUCACCAUCACUCGUCUGUCCAUCCAGAAACUCUGGAAAACAAUGAAAGCGUCACUCAUAAAUUGGCGAAAUUGCAAUUUUGCUUGUCUCAAUUAAGCCGACAUAUUACGUCGAAUUUCCCGGGUGGUGCUCCUUUCCGGCGUAAUUUUUACUCCGACUUUCAGCGGUUGCCGCUACUUCACCCGUCGGUCCUAAUUUCGUUUGCCCGGUGUUUGACCAAUUUGCUGAUCGCAUCUAUGUCUGUGUCCACACUCAGCGCUGCCUCUAAUUUUCUCACGGAAUUAUCAUUACAUCCAGACCCUGAGCUUAGCAAUGUGGCUCAAAAUUGUCUGCAACGGCUCGGUAUCUUACUUCCCACAACUCAGUUCGAAAGCCGUUUGACUCUACAACGAAAUACCGAUUCUGCAACAGUUGCCAGAAUGCUGACUGACAAUACACCGUCUGCCGUUGUGUGCAUUCCGGAGAUUUCUUCUCAACCGGCUACAGUCCAGCCAGAUGGCGACUUGUCUUACAGUGAGAAAGGGACAACUAGUGGAACUGCAUCUUCCCCGGUUACGACGAUCGUCAGCACAGAUAAAUGUGAAAAAAUUUGCGCCGAGAGUGAUCCUAAGCGUCGUCGUGUCUCAGAAGACGUUGAUUCGUCCGAAAAGUCGACAGCUGUUCCUCAGAUUCCCGUCCCAGAUGUACCUCCACUGCAUGAUACGAUAUCUGUUGAUAGUUGUCUGGCUUCCUUUGACCCAACUUUUGUA
Molecule: messenger RNA, 1893 nt
Organism: Opisthorchis viverrini
Lineage: Eukaryota; Metazoa; Platyhelminthes; Trematoda; Opisthorchiida; Opisthorchiidae
Exons: 1
Source: RefSeq, a predicted model, not a curated record